AUGGCAAGGAUAAAGUACGUAGGGCGUCCUUCCUUGGAUUUUUUUGGAAAAUAUCUCAGCGAAAUAGCCAGUAACCUUUGUGACAGGGGAGUGGGCCGUGUUGUUAUCAAAGAGUCCGAGAAAAGAAUGUACAAAGAGCCGUGUUUUUACGUGAUUAAGGAAAUUGAACCAUUGAUGUCGGAUUCGUCGGGCGCAAGAUGUCGGGCCUAUGCUGAACGUGUAUUUCGUGGACACAACUUUGGUAUUGUCUCUGUUCCAAAUUCUCAUGAACCCGAUUGGCGCCUCCUGAAUAUCGAUGAGGGAAGAAAGUUACAGGAUAGUACCAACCUUGGAUUAAAUCGUGCUCCAUUUGUACCGGUCAAAUGCGUGGCCCCAAUGCCACCGGUUCUUGCGCUUAAACUGCUCCAAAUGGGGAAAAUUCCCGACGAUAUUGUCGAUGCUUCACGUCAGGCUCUUUCUUCAAGUCCAAUCACCACUGCGCCGGAAGGACGUGGCUUCCUUUUGCUGACGAAAAUUUUCGAAGAUCCUACUCUUUUUCAAAUCCCAGUGGAGCCGGCGGAGGAUGAGAAGCGUCGCAUCUUCCCUUGCUUCCAGAGUCAAAUUGCAAUGCCUGGAGGAUUGGUGCGAAAAAAAGACGAUGACGCCCUUAAUAGGCGUAAUUAUUACUACAUCCGUCGGAGCGACACGCCUGGCCUGCGGUGGCGAGUCGAGUUGGCGGACUCGGACGUCGAAGACGAACUGCUGCGAUUGUCCUCACCCUCCACACAUCCGCAGUCUUCUCCCCUCCCUGUCAUUUCUGCUGACAAAGCCAAACACUCGAGAGGUUGA
Molecule: messenger RNA, 828 nt
Organism: Hydatigera taeniaeformis
Lineage: Eukaryota; Metazoa; Platyhelminthes; Cestoda; Cyclophyllidea; Taeniidae
Source: the annotation of a GenBank genome assembly